UCUAAAAACGGCAAUCGUCCCAUCAUCAACAACAGAAAUAAGCGCGCAAAUAAAUACAAUUUUGUAUGCUGUAAUACGCAAAUAAUUUAAUAAAAUUGAGAAAUUAAAUUAAAAAAAAAUAAAUUUUAAGUGAAAAAGUGCACAGUUCAACGCAGGCAACAAACUAACGUGAACGUAAACGUAAACGUAAAGUAACGGGUCUGUUGUGUAGAAAUUUGUGCGUAAAGGCAAAUAAUAUAAAUAUAAGAGUAAGAAAAGAAUUAAAAAAAAUAAAUUAAUUAAAUUAAAUAAACUAAGAAACCUACUUUUCAUUAAAACACAAAAGAAUUUACGCGCAUUCCAAGACGACUUGACAACACGCAAACGUAAAUAAAAAGAAAUAAAUAAAAUCAUAUACAAUAAAAAUACCGCAAUAAACCACACUCGCGUGCGCGCUUUACUACCAACAACAAACACUGCAUUCACACGCGUGCAAGUGCGUGUGCUGCUGGGCGUGCGUUCCGUUAACACCUUCGUAACAUACAUACAUAUAAAUUGUGCGUUUUGUGUGUGUGUGUGAUUUUUCUUAAUAAUAUUUUCGUUGGAAUUGCGUGAAAGUUUAGCGCAACAUAAAACACAUUUCCGUUUGCUGCAAGCGUCUAACCACCAAUUAAAGAACUCAAUUAAAAACGCACAAUUGUUGAAUUGUUGCCGCAACCAGUUGAUUGAAGAGAACAGAACAACAAAAACAAAGCACUCACAACAGCAAUAACUAUGGCAGAUGUUUCACAUGAAUUGGGCGCAUUGCGUUUUGUGGUGGACUCACCGCUCUCCUCUAAGGUGGCAAUGUUUAACAAACAAACGCAACAACAUCAGCAGCAACAGCUGUUGAAUCCCUUCUCCACGGCAAAUGGGCGUGUGUCGCCAAAGCCGACCUUCUCCAAAGGUGAAUACGGCAAACCCUUGGCAGGCAGCUUAACAGAAAUGCGCGGACAGAAAGCGAAUAUGCAUGUGCUCCGUGAAAUGCUUGAACUGUGCCAGAUCAUCGACUCGGAAGGUUACAAUGUCAAGGAUGAGCCAAAAAUGCGUGUGAUACCAUUCGGUGAGCUCUUCAAUAUCUACAAUUACAUCUCCGAUAAGGUGGUUGGCAUUUUAUUACGCGCACGUAAACAUAAACUGGUCGAUUUUGAGGGUGAAAUGUUGUUCCAACGGCGCGACGAUGACGUACCGGUUUUUCUACUUAAGCCAAUAUUGGAAAUACGUCACGAACUUGAAAGCAAAAUAGAGGAAAUUAAACGCGCAGGCAGCCCAGCGCCGCAAGCCACUUCAUUGCUGCUGGACAAAAGCGCACACAAGCAGAAAUUGAGCUCGCGCAGCUCGACUCCCUCCGGCUCACCAGCCCCUUCAAAACCACCAACACCGGCUCACUCAAAGGCGCCCACGCCGGCGCAAUCAAAGGCCUCAUCGCCUGAGCCCGCCGCGCUAGAAAAAUUGCCGGUGCAGCCCGUCGCAACAGCCGAAGUUACAGCGCAAUCAGUAAUUGAAAAAAUCACACAAGCAACACCGCUUCCGGAGGUUACCAUCACCGCUGCACCAGCUGUGGAGUUGGCUGAAGCUGCAGCAACAAGCGCACCAAUUGUUAGACUUGAGGGCGGACAGGAAGCAAAGACACCAGCUAAUAAGGAUGAUCUACCAGCGCGCAUUGAUAUUAAUACGGCCGAAACGGAGAUUACCGUUAAUCAAUAUACGACACCCGAGUUGGAGCCUGUGAUUGCCGAGCAUGCCGGUAUGCCGUCCGCUACUAGCUCGGAAAAUCCAAAUGCUGACAAUCCAAAUGCCGCUGAAAAUACCGAACUGCCGACGAUUGUCAUCGAGACAACCGGAGUGCAUACGCGCACGUUGCCUACGCUGCAGGAAGAUGCAGCAGCUGCAGUGCCAGUGCAAACGCCGACUACAGUGGAAGCAAGCGCCGCAGAUAUCGCAUCGGAGACAGCGGCAGAAAACAUUGAGGAGGCACAGCCCGAUGAAUAAUUUACAAAACCAAAAAUAACAAUUUUUUUUCGAUUUGAAACAUUAAGCUAGUUAAACAUACUAUAUAAAUAUUUCCCUAAAAUAGGGUUAGGUUAGCGGGGUACCAAUUAACUGCACGUAAUUACUGAGUUAGCGCAAAUGCAGUAAACUAAUUUGUAGUUUAGACAUUAGCUGCAGUAUUAUAAAAUAUUGUAAAGCGGAUGCAGAGCCACAAUAGUUGACGGUCCAAAAUUAAGCUGGAUACUCAAUCGACGCAAUUUGAACCGUUAAAUUUGUCGCUUUCCAUAAAUUUGGGAACGCAGGGUUGCCAGACAUAUAAAAAAUUAUAAUAAUUUGUAAAUACAAUUUGCUGUAUAGUUCGUGUACUUAAACAGAAAAAUUAUAUUUAAUACAAUUUGAUUUAUAUUUCAAUAAAAAUAGUAUAGAUAACAAAAACAAAUAAAAAGUUUUUAUUUUUGUAUUA
This is a messenger RNA of Zeugodacus cucurbitae (melon fly), 2473 nucleotides long. RefSeq lists its product as uncharacterized. Gene Ontology annotation, biological process: positive regulation of Rho protein signal transduction. The transcript has 4 exons. Lineage: Eukaryota; Metazoa; Arthropoda; Insecta; Diptera; Tephritidae. Bases 754 to 2010 code for a protein of 418 amino acids. The record is from RefSeq and is a predicted model, not a curated record. Gene Ontology annotation, molecular function: actin binding.